AGGAGUUAAUGGGGUCAAAAGAGUCAAAAUAAUUCUUGUUAUUGAUGGUUGUAUAAAAGCGGUGCCACUUCUAUCCUCUGCAGAAUAUCUCAAUAAGCGAGCUGAGUUAAUCAGGUAUUUGACGAGGAGUUACAGUUAUGGCCGACCACUCCGAUGAUUUAGACCAACUUCUCGACAGUGCUUUGGAUGAUUUCCAGAAUCUCAAUCUCACUCCUUCCUCUCAAACUCAAAGGAGUGGAGAAGGAAAUGGCACAGAGAAGAAGCAAGAAUUUGGUACUUUGCCAUCUGGGAUACAAGGGUUGGGGAUGGGAUUACCUGACUUGAAAACCAAGAAAAAGGGAAAGCAAAAGGUUUCAAAAGAUUCCCAUGUCACGGAGACUCUUAAUAAGCUCAGAGAACAGACGAGGGAGGCUGUGAAAGGAUUAGAAUCAAUGGCACAACCAGGUGGAUUUGAUUUCGGUAAGGAUGCUGUGGUUGAUGAUUGGGUUAAGCAGUUUGAGGAGCUUGCAGGCUCUCAGGACAUGGAUAUGGAAUCUAUUGUGGAGACCAUGAUGCAACAACUUCUGUCUAAGGAGAUCCUUCACGAACCCAUGAAGGAAAUUGGAGAAAGAUAUCCUAAGUGGUUGGAAGACCAUAAAGCUAGUUUGAGCAAAGAAGACUAUGAACGUUACUCCCACCAAUAUGAACUUAUAAAACAGCUUAAUGAAGUUUAUGAUAAUGAUUCUAGUAACUUCACCAAGAUCGUUGAUCUCAUGCAGAAAAUGCAAGAAUGUGGCCAACCACCAAAUGAUAUUGUUCAAGAGCUUGCCCCUGAUUUAGAUUUUUCUAGUCUUGGCCAAUUGUCUCCCGAGGCACUCGACUCUCAGCCAAAUUGUUGUAUAAUGUGAAGUAAUUGUCCUGAAGUUGCUAGUCUCAGCUGGUGUUUCUCUUCAUAUUAUGCCAUAGAUAUUCUUUUAAUAUAUUUUUGAGAAAAUAAAGCAAUAUAACUUUGAAUAGCAGUUCUUUUGUUAUUCCACAACCUUGGAGAAGCGGGUGAUGUUCUUGGGUUUUUAAGAAUAGUUGCUUUCAUCCAAGAGGGUCACAGUGAUAUAUGUAUGUUAUCCCCGUUGAGUGCU
This is a messenger RNA of Pistacia vera, 1115 nucleotides long. Its product is annotated as peroxisome biogenesis protein 19-2-like. Bases 138 to 887 code for a protein of 249 amino acids. Gene Ontology annotation, cellular component: peroxisome; peroxisomal membrane. Lineage: Eukaryota; Viridiplantae; Streptophyta; Magnoliopsida; Sapindales; Anacardiaceae. The record is from RefSeq and is a predicted model, not a curated record. Gene Ontology annotation, biological process: protein import into peroxisome membrane. The transcript is spliced from 5 exons.